AUGGAGGACCUUGGACUUUUUGUUCCAGUUGUUGGCUUUUGUAUAGCGCAGACUGCCAUUCCCGGCCUGCUGCUUAUCAAAACUCCCAAAGGCUCCUUUCUCCGAUACCUAUGGAUUCUUUGCUCGCUGUGUCUAACUUACCAGUUUUUUCUCUUAUCACGAGGCAUCUCAAGCAUUUCUAUUCAAUAUGCCAACGCAGGAAUGCAGGUCUUUGUCGCAACUCUCCAAGCGGCAAACCUACUCAUCUUCAGCCCUAUAGACGAAGGCUACCUUUUACGGUUUGGAAUUUUUUCAAGCCGGUCCAGUGGUCUCGCAAAAAUCUGGCGCACUUCUAGACUUUUUAUUGCUUCGCGUGGUAUCGGCACUCCGUGGAUUGUCAAGAAUGUUCCGCAACACCCCAAGGCUCUUAUCGCACAAGCGAAGCCUAGAAUACCCAAGUCAGCAUUUCUCCUUCGACAAGCGGUGGUUUUCGCCUGGCAGUACGUUUUACUGGACGUGUUGUACGUUGUCUCGACUUUGGACGAAUCGUCGUCGGGCCCUUCAACAACACAUUUUGACUACUGGGAGGUCAAGGCAGUAGAAUGGCCGCAAUAUGUUUUAAUGGCCUUGUUCUCAUGUUGGAUUGGGAGGCUCAUCACCGGAAGAUUGGCCACCUUUAUUCGGAAGCAUGUGGAUGGCAUUUACGUUGCGCAACUUUUGGGGCAAGUUCUGGCACCAGUUCCUGCGAUGGCCCUUCACAUCUACGGCUAA
Messenger RNA from Metarhizium acridum CQMa 102, 750 nucleotides. The record is from RefSeq and is a predicted model, not a curated record. NCBI's taxonomy places the organism in Eukaryota, Fungi, Ascomycota, Sordariomycetes, Hypocreales, Clavicipitaceae.